This is a messenger RNA of Drosophila hydei, 882 nucleotides long. RefSeq names its product protein zerknuellt 2. Gene Ontology annotation, molecular function: DNA-binding transcription factor activity, RNA polymerase II-specific; RNA polymerase II cis-regulatory region sequence-specific DNA binding. The record is from RefSeq and is a predicted model, not a curated record. Bases 1 to 882 code for a protein of 293 amino acids. Lineage: Eukaryota; Metazoa; Arthropoda; Insecta; Diptera; Drosophilidae. Gene Ontology annotation, biological process: regulation of transcription by RNA polymerase II. Gene Ontology annotation, cellular component: nucleus. The transcript is spliced from 2 exons.
AUGUACACCAACUGCAAUACAAGUGAAUCGUAUAUGAUGACCAACGACUUGGCUAGCUUACCUCAAUCCUCUGAGUUCCUUUCCCCUCCAGUCGCUUCCAAGUGCAAGAGAUCUCGUACUGCCUUCACAAGCUAUCAACUGCUCGAGCUAGAGCGAGAGUUUAAUGAGAACAAGUAUUUGGGCAGACCUCGUCGUAUCGGCAUCGCUCAACGUCUGCAGCUAACCGAAAGACAAGUGAAAAUAUGGUUCCAGAAUCGUCGUAUGAAAAGCAAGAAACAAGCCAAUAGACAGUUGGGCUCCAAAGUGUUUCUUAAUUCUGCUCCAAUUCAAUCUAAAGAUCAUCUGGAACCUCCGCUCAGUGAGCAUGAACUGAUUGUCGAACGUCUAUUGCAAUACGUGAGCGGGGGCCAACAACCUGAGUCAUUUGAACUGCCCGAUCACUUAAAUAAUAAUUAUGCCGCAAUGGAGCAACAAUGCGAUAUUAAUGUGCAUCAGCUUCCUGGACGACUGCCCAGUCCUGAAGUGAGUGAUCUGGACUUAUGGCAUCACGAUUGGCUCAGCACAGAGUUAUGGCAUGGAAGUGCAGGCUUGGAAGAUAUGCAAGAUAUCCCACACAUCGAUCAGUUAACAAGUGCUACGACGAUAGAUCAGCAAGUGGCGUGGAAUUCGGCUAGUUCAAUGGCUACAUCUGCCUGCUCAUCUAGCGCAUCAUAUGAUUCCUUUGAAUCCCUGGAAUCUUUUCACAAUUUCGAUCAGUUAAAUGCUGCUCCAAUUCCCGACCAACACUUUGAAUGGGCUUCUAAUUCGAGUUCUGCAACUACAUCUGAUGCGUCUUAUGAAUCGUUUGAUUUCGAUUUCUUGCAGAAUUUACUAAAUAAUUAA